Porites lobata is the source of this 11360-nucleotide messenger RNA. The record is from the annotation of a GenBank genome assembly. Lineage: Eukaryota; Metazoa; Cnidaria; Anthozoa; Scleractinia; Poritidae.
AUGGAGACCUGGUUUUGGAUUCUUGGAUGGGUUCUUUCCUUUCUUGCCAUCGCUGGAAAUGGAUUUACAAUCUUCCUCGUCUGCAGCAGACGAAAUCUCCGCACCAAAACCAACGCGUUUAUUGUUUCACUUGCAGUGGCGGAUUUUUGUGUUGGUUUGAGCGUUGUUCCUUCUUUGUUCGCAUGCGACGUUACAAACACCUGCUACUGGCCUAAGGUUUUUCCUUCAUGGAAAGAUGUCGUAAGGUGGCUGUUUAGCUACUUGUCUGUUUUAAACUUGUGUUCUCUGGUGCUCGACCGUUAUAUCGCCAUCGUAAAGCCUUUUAAAUACAUAACUUUUAUGACUCGAUCUCGUGUUAUUCAAGUGAUAACUUCUUGUUGGAUAGCGUCAUUUACGCUGGUUGCGUUCAAGACCGCACUUCGGCUUUGCUGCGAGACCCCUCUGACCAGUAUCGUUGCAGUUGUGGUUUUAAUGAUUUUCAUGGAAAUCGUUCCAUGCGUACUGCAAGUACUCUGUUUCGCGUCAAUGUUACUUCAUGUAUGGAAACAUGAUCGGUCAACACGCACCCUAGCAAAACAGUUACGUUUUAACCAUCGGGUAUCUUAUAAAACCCAUCACGAGAAGUCUGCAGUAAUAAUGAUGGGUAUUGUGAUAGGAGUGUUUGUUGUGUGCUACGGAAUAUAUUUGCGUUGUAGUCUGUUAGUAGUAUUCGACACAAAUGCAUCAUGUAAAGAUGAACAAUACAAAAUUCCUGUAUUGGUUUUAAACUCGGCCAUUAACCCACUGUCUUAUGCUUUUUUCAAAAGAGACAUAAAGAAAGAGUUUAAAAGGCGUAUCAGUCAGGUGGUUUAAUUUAGGCGGAAAAGUAACCAAGUAGAGCCUUCCACUUGAUCAUUUCUGAAGGACAUAGAUCUUAAUAUUAGUUGGCAGAACUGCCUUUGAUAGCGGAUUGUGUCAGGCAUCGCGGGCGGCAGUUUUGGGGCCGGCAAUUCCCUGGCGGUUUGUCUCAAAUCAUAGUUUGGAAGCACUGGUGUUUAAGGAGGGUACAAGAACCAAUACAAAGGACGAUAAGAAUACAAUCUAAUAGGGACCUUACUAUCCGAAAACAGAGACGCCAAUGAAAACGUCGCUGAAAAAUAGACUUCGCGUCCUUUUUCGCCCUCAUACCAAGUCGCUCAGUGAAUUGAAAGCACGGAACAUGUGUUAAGCUGGAACUGAAGAGAGGACACCGCGCCCGAGUUCAGAGAGGGAUAGUAAAUAAAUUUAUCGCCUUGUCGUUCCAGUUCUUAAGCCCGUCAACUAAAAAAAAAUUGAAUAUUCCACGUUGUAGUUGUGUACGGACAGCGGAGAAAUGUACUAAAAAAAGUGAUGCACGUGCAGCCGGAGCUGUUGUUUUGCUCACUGAAGCCUAUUGUGUUGUAUUUUCGUAAGGUUCCUAGCAGUAUAUGUCAGUUGCUCUUGAGACGGCGAUUCUGAGGUAUCAAGCCCACGUCAACAGUAGUGGUAGACGAAAUUUCUAAUUGAAUUUUUUGUUUCAAACCAAGGGAAAGUAUUUCUUUUUCCUGGCUUUCCUAGCCAUUAUAAAAACUAAGAGUGCAGCCAUUGCUUUUUUCUCUUCUCUUCCAUUCCUUCUCCUCGCCCUUUCUGCUUUUCUUUUCUUUCGUUACUAUGAUUUUGGAGCUUCUGACGGGCUUAAGAAACCUGCCUUUUGACACUUUUUCACUCAAAUGACUGCAAAUUUCGUUAGGUUGUUUUUCAAAAAAUCGGCUAGGUAUAUAUAUUAAAAAUCGUUUUGGAAUUGUUGGUAAUUCGAUUACAUAUCAUCGUCAUUAUUGUAAACCAGUCCCUUUUUUUAUACGAUUUGCUUGUGUUCUUAUUUUUAAGAAUGCUUGUAACAACGUUGUACUGAUUCAUUAAUUUGCGAUGAUGUUGAGAUUGAACCUUGCUUACUUACUUAAUUGUUAAAUAAUGGUUACUUCUCGGCUUUCGAACGUCUGCCACGCAGGCUCCGUUUAGUCCACUGACUACCUUCUUUUUUCGUCCCUCCCAUGUGCCGAGCUGAAUAUUUCUGGAUUUAACUCAAACCACCACUUUUAGCCUCUUUAUCUGUUAUCUUUUCCUCAAAUACUUCAAAGCAGGUUAUUUGACUGUCGGUUGUAUAUUGUGAACAACAAGCUCCGACACUUGACUGUCGGGGGUAAGGUUUGGGGAAUUGCAUUUCACAAUUGUACCUAAUGGUCUAUGAUAACAGCAACCGUCUGUACAUCCUGUCUUUCACAUCAGCUACAUGAUCCGGAUCUGUGUGUCGGUCAGUUUAUUCUUUGUCCUUGCUAGGCCUGCUAGGCAUGAUGGGACCAACAACAACUUACAACAACUUUAUUUCAAAAUCCUUGUUACAAAAUAGAAUUAAAACACAACCCUCAAGAAGCAAAGGCUAUUCGUGAAGCAUGAAGCAAAAUACAAUACUAGGAGUAGCCGGCCAGUUGAAGUAACGGGUGGAGUGGCAGUCUCUAUAAAUUGGACUGAGUUAUUUCGUCAGUGUUCUUUGUGAGGGUAUAACAAUAUUUAUGAAAAUAAGAAAAUGCCAAAUAACCAGAGAGCUUUUUUAAAAAAGCUUUCUGAAUGGAAUGGCGUCGUAGCCAGGAGAUAAAUCUGUUCACUCUUUUCUUCUGCAAAGAUAAAGUAUAUAACCAAAGAAGACUGUUUACGACGAAAAUAUGCAGUUAAAUUGUUAAAACGCUAUCUUCAAGAACGACGAAGAGUUCCCCACGCUGAAUGGAUACUUUUUAAGCCUCUUUGGCCCGAGAAAACAGCGUUUUCUUUAAUUUCCAAAAGCCAGUCAUUUUUAUUCACGAAGUCUUUGCAAAGCGGCAGAAAGGCCAUGACAUAGAGCUACUUGGAGAUAUUAAGUAAGAGACACAUAACUGAGAGCAUGCGCACAAUACGCGCCUAAAUCGAAAACAAAACCCCAUUUACACUAGCAAGUUACAAUUUGUGAAUAAAAACAGUCCCUUGUGUAUCUGAAUACGAUUUAAAAGACCAUAUAUAAUUAUGUUCUUUUGCGAUACUCGCGGAAAGGUAAAAAAUCCUAACCUAACCUAAAUUUAAAUAAAACCUAAUCCUAACCUAAAAUUCCUAACGCAGCGUCAUCCACUCACUAAUUAAUUAGUGCACAAAGUUCUCGACAAUUCCACGAUUUUCAUAUAACUUGAUCUACUGAAACCCUUUUAGGCCAAUUAAAUUUUGAGGAGUAACUGUAAUUUUGUGCCAACUCACCAAAGUCUGUGUUUUUUUCCGUCGAGUUCGUUGACGGUUGUUCGCGAGGGAGAGCCGAUGCUCGGAAAAAACAGUGGUCGACUGGUAAUUUCCAUCUUUUGGUUCGUCACUUCCUCUCUCGUGUUCCUCUUUACCUCUCUUUGGCGAAGAUUCAAAAGGCUUGUCGCAAGAGGUGAUGGUAACUCUCGCUGUUUUAGUGAACGUUGUAGCAAUUGAACACUCAAUCCUCGUUUUAACGAAGAUUGAGUGUUCAGGAAGUGGCCGAGAACAUUAUUUUACGCAUGUGUUUGGCCACUUCCUUUCACAGCUGCAGGUAUUUUGCCCAAUCUGGUGCACAAAUGGCAAGCUGCUGCAGGUGGCUACCCGGUCUUGAGGGCACUUCAAUGUGGACAGCUGAUAAUUGAGGAAAGCCAGGAACUUAAAGGAUAGCCUGACCAACUGGUGGCGUUAUUAUCGAACAGCAGGAACAUGAUCGGGUUUUGGUCACGGAAGGAAGCUUGGCUCAGGAUGUAUAAGCUGUUUGAGGACAGAUGAUGUUCCCUCUGACAGACUGGAUAACAUUCUGCACUACCAGAGUUGUUCGGGAAUCCAUUUCCGUUUCAUUCACCAUGUUCACAGGUGCAAGAAUUUUGUUGGCGUCUGAUACAGGUACUAUGACUGCUUCCGAAGAUGGUUUUGAUGACACGAGGACUCCCUGUCACGCUAUAAUAGGGAGCUUAAGCAACGACGACUGGAACAGGAACGGGAACGGGAACGGGAACGGGAACGGCUAAAAAGGCAAUAGGUUAGAUUAGCAAAACAACAACUUUGCGUCACGUGCAUCACGCUUUUUUUUCUUACAUUUCUUUGCCGUCAACACGACUACAACGUAACAGUACCUAAUUUCACUUUUUUUCUUUUACGGGGACACAAGACAACAACUUUCUUUUUCUUUUCGUGAACUUUGCUACAGUCCUUCAGAAUUCAACUCCAAAAACUUUGCCCACAUAUGACAAAUUAAAAGAGAUGCAAUAAACGCGAUAAAGUUUGAGGCAGCGCGAAUUCACUUCUUAAAUGACCCCGUAGCAAUCGCCGUCGUUGUUGCUAAGCUUCCUAAUGGUGAGACAGCAGUACAAUCGUGUUUCCCUCCGCUGUUGUUACUUCAUUAGUGUCGAGCUCUGUGAUGGUCGCUCCUCCAGACGAUGGCCCGGGCCACUGGAAGUACUUUAUACAGCAGUUCAUCAGUAAUAAUAUACACUAGGGAGCUAUAGACCUAAUCGAGUUACUGUUCUACCCGAUCAAGUUUUUGUUGUUUCUGCCGAAGUUCCUGGGCUCUCUGAUCAAGCCCCUUUAACAGGGAAGUGCACGAAGUGCACUUAGCCUUCAGCUUGAGGUUUUUUCCUUUCAAAUCGUUUAAAAAAGGCUCAAGCCAAAAGCUCACUGCACUUCACUGUUUACUGAAUAAACAGAGCAGUACAGUGAGCCUUCAGCUUGAGGUUUUUUCCUUUCAAAACGUUUUAAAAAAACUCAAGCUGAAAGCUCAUUGCACUUCACUGUUUAUUGAAUAAACAGAGCAGUACAGUGAGCUUUCAGCUUGAGUUUUUUUUCCUUCACACCGUUUAAAAAAGGCUCAAGCUGAAAGCCCAUUGCACUUCAUUGUUUAUUGAAUAAACAGAGCAGUACAGUGAGCCUUCAGCUUGAGUUUUUUUUCUUUCACACCGUUUAAAAAGCUCAAGCUGAAAGCCCAUUGCACUUCAUUGUUUAUUGAAUAAACAGUGAAGUGCAAUGAGCUUUCAGCUUGAGGUUUUUUUCCUUUCACAUCGCUUAAUUCCCUAACAGCGUUCUUAUGCCUCCGUUUGAUGUCUUCUUGCGAUUCUUUUAGCCGCUGUAACUCUUUUCUCAAAUUAUUUUCUUUUAAUUUUCCCGAUCUUUCCAGAUCGGUGAGGUUCUUUUGAGUUUUUAACAAAUCUUUUCACGGAAGUGAUUAUCUUCUUUCAACUACUGUCGAUCUGAUCGCAGGUUAUUAAUCACUACACCUUUUGCUAUGCUCGCAGCUGUAUACAUACAUCUCUACCAUCCUUAGUCGACGGAGAAUCUUUCCUGAAAUGCACAAAAACAAUCAUUUUUAGAUAAAAAUCACUGAUUCUGUAAAAUCUCUCCGUAAGUUUCAGUUUCGUUUUUCUUUUUCCAAAAGUGAAGUUUUUAGCUAAAGAGUGAUGUCAUAGAGAAUUGACCAUAAGUUAUUUGCGCGCGCAAAGGCUUGUCUAGAGCUGCAAUACUAAUGGUCAGCAAUAGAGCAUCCGUGGGUUUGUUAAGCUAUUGUGAUGUAGGAUCUAGGUGUUAGGUCAGUAUAUCGUUCAGUCACUUUUAAAAUGUUUUGUAUACAAUGAUUGUUAAUCGCAGAAGCCUGCGAGCAAGCUUUUCACAGCGAACGAGUCCGUGAUACACGCGAGAGAACUUGCGAGUGAGUCAACAAUUCUUUGCGCGCUAGCGCGUUGCUUCUUUCAAUAUUCUCCCCAGUCUACACCAGUAGGAGCAAAUUACUAUCGCCUCCUGACACCAAAAAAUUUCCAGCAUUUUACCAGAACGGUAAAAAAGGCCAAAAUUUUGUUCGUCAGAAGUUAUGGCUUAAAAAACGAUGCGUCAAAAAAAAAAAAACAGUAAUUAACAAUGUAUUUCUCAUUAUUGCUUAUUUCUUUACACAGUUUUUGUGUUAUGUAAACUAGGGCUUCAAAGACCACUGCAAAAACCGUGAAUGAUCAAUGUAACGUUGGAUCAAACAAGAACGUGAUCAGUCGAAAAAGAUAAAAAUAGACUUAAAGUCAAAAAGACUACUGCAGGCAAAGACUGAUCAAAAAACGUGAAAAAGGCUGAGGUAUAUAAACCACGAAUAUACAGAAUAAAUACUACUGUAAAGUAAUAAACAGAAGUUACAUGAUAUGACUUGGUAAGGUGUGGCUGCUAAGAAAAAUAGAUAAAGAAUGAUUAUAAUUCGUCACGUUUAUUCACUCCUAGAGGCUCGAUGGUUUUGGCUUUAUGAGUGAGGUGCGCCUCACUUGUUUCCUAAGACAAUCGCGUUCAUAUCUAAGUGUUUCAAUGCUAGGGAUAAGUAACAUAUGGGAAACAGAGUGGCUAUUGCUGAGAAAGUGUUCUGAAACUGUGGUUUGGAUGUAACUACCUGAGGAGUAAAGUAUAGGGCAUCUAUAUCUAAAAACGGUCCUUGGGGCGGCGUUUGGUUUCCCCAAAACAUUCAAAAUUUUAUACAAAGGUGGCAUUGAAUCAUGUAGAUAACAUUGAAAAUAUUGCAAGUAUUGUGAGAUUUGAUUAGGUAGGUUUUACCUGCAGAGUAGAAAGUAUAAUUGUCACGGCCGUGCAUGGUCAAUAUAGGCGCAUGUGGUGCAGUUCCUGCUGUUGCACCGAAAAGAACCGGGAGUGGCCCGGGCAUUUUUACAAUUAUCAGUCUCUAGCAAUUGGACUCUAACAAGAAUAUCGCUUAAAUUUUUAGAAUGGCAGUAAGAUACUAUUAGAAGGUUUUUAAAAACAUUUCUACAACGUUCUGAGGAAUAGAGGACGUGGGAAUGUUUGUGAAUAAUGUGCGCGACAUUCAGGUGGCAAUGUAGGGUUAUAUGUAAUAACAAAACGGAGUGGUUUCGGUCUGCGUAAGAGGUUUGUGUUUAAGUGCGUCAGCACGAGGAACGUCUGAGGCACGCUGUAUUUGUGUCGUGAGAAAGGCUUUGUCGUAACCACGAUUGGUAAGGUAGUUAGUACGCUGUUUGUAAAAACCAGAAGUGCAAGGCUGUAAUGAAUAGAGCAUUUAGUGUGAUGAGGAUGACAAGAUUAAAUGACAAGAUACUGGUGUUUGUCAGUAGGUUUAGAAUUCAUUGGUCAGUUUCCAUGAAGCCAUCCUUGACUGAAACCAUGACAUCAAGGAAAGGGAUAUUGUUAAACUAGCGUGAGCAUGUAAACUUUAUGGUGGAGUUUAAGUUGUUAAGAUAAUCGACAAAUAGCUAGGGUUUCUCUAGACCUUCAGUCCAGAUCAUGAAGAUAUCGACGAUGAAUCAGAGCCAUAAUAAUAGUUGAUAGGGAGCGCGAAGAAGAGCGUCGUGUUCGAAUUUUCCAAGAAAUAAGUUGGCGUACGACCGAGCGAUUCUAGUGCCCAUAGCUGUGCCGAGUUUAUGAAGAUAAUGCAUGCUGAGAAUUAAAAGUAAAUUUGAUCAUGGUGAGGAUAACACAAAUGAGGUCGCAAAUGGCUUCUGUAGAAAAAGGUUUUUAUUAGCUCUAACAAUUUAAGCGAUAUAUUUUUGUUAGAGCUCAAUUGCCAGAGACUGAUGAUAUCAACAAUGCCCGGACCACUCUCCCGGUUCUUUUCGGUGCAACAACAGGAACUGCAACACAUGGCCCUAUAUUGACCACCGCCGUGACAAUUAUACUUUUGCUACUCUACGGGUGAAACCUACGAAAUCAAAUCUCACAUUCCUUGUAAUCUUUUCAGCAUGUUCAAUGUUAUCUGCAUGAUUUAAUGCCGCCUUUGUAACUUGCAAUAUAUUGGAGAAACUAAACGCCGCCUCCAGGACCGUUUUAAUGAACAUAGACUUCCUAUACUUAACCGGCCUUCGGUAGUCGCAUCCAAACCGCAGUUUCAGAACACUCUCUCAGCAAUAGCCAUUUAGAUAUGAACACGAUUGUCUUAGGAAAGCAAGUGAGGCGCACCCCAUUCAUAAAGCCAAAACCAUCGAGCCUCUGGGAAUGAAAAAACGUGACGAAUUAUAAUCAUUCUUUAUCUAUUUUUCUCAGCAGCCACACCUUACCACGUCAUACCAUGUAAUUUCCGUUUAUUAUUUUACAGUAGCAUAUAUUCUGUAUAUUCGUGGUUUUCCGUAAUAAAACGGAUCAAGCCUGGUAGUGGCCAGUCGAAAUGUUGUAUACCUUAGCCUUUUUCACGUUGUUUGAUCAGUCUUUUCAGUAGUCUUUUUGACUUUAAUUCUACUUUUUUUGUCUUGCUUCGAGACCACUGGAUCCUAUUAUAAGGUGUUCCGAGGACACAAGCAAUUUCGUUUUCUUAUAAACGCGCUAGAGACCUAACAGCAGAGCCCCAUAGCUGAGAAAAUUCAGUUUAUCUAUUCGGUAGUCACGUGACCGUCCGUCCGUCCGUCCGUCCGUCCGUCCGCACAACAGGGCAACUAUUGUGAAAUCUCACACUUUCUAGCUAGCGGUGGAAGCCUGCAACCUGCUAUUGCACACCCGUCAUGAUCACUAUUAACAGCUAUUGAGAGGAGAAGUGUGACGCCAUGGUAGCAAUCAGUAUUUCUGGAUCACAACAAUGGGGCGCUUAACGGCAACAACGUUGGCGACGGCAACGAGAACGGCAAAAAAGCAAUCGAUUUACAUUAGCAAAGCAACAACUUUGCACGUGCAUCACGCUUUUUGUACAUUUCUUAGCCGUCGUUGCAAGUCUGCGACUUGAAACUUCCUAAUUUCACGCGCCCGCCUUAUGGAGUUGGUGAACCCAACACAAGAAUUUUCUUUUCUUUUUACCAAACUGAGAUAGGGUCCUUUCGGAUUCAACCCCGUGCAAUUUUGCCAAGAUUUUACAAAUUCAAAUGAAAUGGAAUAAGAUCGACGAAGCUUGAAUCAGUGCGAAUUUACUUUUUAAGUGACGUUUUCGCGUUGUUGUCAUCCAGAAAUUUUGCUGCCAUGACAACGUGACGUAACACUUCUCCUCUCUAUUCCAGGGUAAGUUUAUGUUUGUGUAACGGAUGUAAUUUUAUGCUAAAUGUACUAUAUUUACCGUUUGCUUCAUCUGUAGCAGUAUAUCGCUAAAUAUGUAAGAGGAACACUAUAGACAAUAAACAAUGAACUAAAAAACCUUCAAAAUUGUCCAAAAUACCACUUCUCUGGCAAAAGCACGACAGUUUAUCGUAGCUAAGGUAAUACAACGUUUAUUUAGCCCUGAUCGCCUUACAUUUUCACUACACAUCACCUACUGCGCAUGGCAUGACGACGUCAAAGGUAGCGGGGAUUUUAUUACGGGUCGCCUAAUUAAAGAAAAGUAACAAAGGCCCCCUUUUGUAAUCCUUCCCGGCUAGAAAAGAUGUUGGUCUUAAAACUUGUCCCAGUCCCUUCGCUAAAAAUGAUCUUUUAAACCCCAAAUGUAUUUGUCUCUUUGUUGUCUUUUCAGCGGGGCUCAUAGGAAACAAAAAGCUGUAACAUGGGAACUACUUUUGCAUUUUUUAUUCGUUACUUUAAGCUCAAACUUUGCAGGAAAGUAGAACUCUGUAUUUCAAAAAUACUAUGUUUUUUGUUUUUCAAUUUUAACGCUUUUUGGCGGGAAAAUGACAUGUAAUUUCCGCAAAACAGCAAAAUUUAAAGUUCAAGUUUUGGGAAAACAAAUAAAUAAUUUUGAAAGAGCUUGACGUGUCGUGGGCCCACUGUUUUUUGCAAUGACGCCAGACAGGAGCCCAUCAGGGCGGUUGCGCGAGAACGGUUACCUCUAAUUUUAUUGGUGUCUUUCAUACGUUAUGGCUAUCUCAGCGUCUGGAGUUACAGAGGUUUAUAAGAUAAUGUUAAAACUGUCCAAUUUUCUUACAUUUCUCUAAGAUCAGGCACUGACUUAAAGUCACUUAACCGAAAAAUUAUUGCCCAGACAAUAUUAAUGCAAUUAAUUAAAUGGGCCCUAAGUUUUAGUACAAUUCAUAGUUUUACUAUAUGAGAAUUUUUGACGGUUGUUCAAAUUUAUUUAGUCUGGUGAAGAAGUAUCCAUAUUUGAAGGGAACAAGGGGAGUGGUAGGGAGGAAGUAUAAAAUCUCCUGCGCAGCUCUUUUUUUGUCUUCGAGUUGCGUCAAAAUAGGCACAAAAACGGCUACGUAUGAGGUUACGGAGGAAGCUUAAGGUGGCUCCCUAGAGUAUUUACUAAUAACCCCAGCUAUCUAGCAUACGAUACGGAAGGAAACCCAGUUACUUUGUCUUUGCGAUUUGGUUCACGAAAUUUCCCUCUAACUUUACCCUUGUAAAAAGGCUCCUUUAUCAAGUUUUAUUUUCUGGAUUAAGGCCGUUGCCAUGGCAACAUCGCAUCCCUAAACAGGCAGUUAUUUUGUCAUUUUUGAUCAUUUUUUCUUAAUAUUUCCUAUUUCCCUCAGUGAAAUGUCUUUAAACUUUGCCACUUUAUGUUAACGAUAUUGCUUAAUUAAAGUGGAAAAAACAAGAGGUCGUUAGGACGGUUUCGCCAAUAUUUUGAAAUUUGUAACUUUUCUUAAUAGAGGAGUUUAGCUCUUACAGAUUUUAACAAGAAAAGGACAGUACAAAGGAACUGCAACUGUCAGGAAAUGAGGCGAUUUUUAAUCUUGGGUGGGUACUCAAACAUCCACAGAGGUGGUCCUUGCAUGCUUUGUACACCUUAUUACAUGAAAUGUUCGCCACACGCUACUUUCUAGAAGUUCGCGAUACAAAAACAAUCGCGAAAUAAAGUGACGCGAGCAAUGAGUGUCGCGAACAUAACAUGACGCGAAAAUUAAGUGACUGUAAGUGCUGUAAACUUAUGCGGCUUAGUAGUGGAUCGUUUUACUGCCAUCAUCCAUCCUCUAAGAUACAUUACUUUAAUGACUCGCCCUCGAAUUAUUCAAGUUAUUUUCUUCUCUUGGGUUCUACCAGUUAGUUUUAAUGUGCUAAAAGUUAUCCUUUAUACGUUUUAUUUCAAAACAAUUCCUGCCCCCGUUUUUAUUUGGCUGAGUAUUAUUUUCUUCGAGUUCCUACCAAGUGUUGUCUUAAUGCUCUUCUUUGUAUCAAUGAUAUUUCACUUACGCAGGCAUGGUCGGUUAGCACGCAUCGUAGCAGAGCAGUUACGUUUUAACCAUCAGAUGUCGUUUAAAAUCCAUCACGAGAGGUCUGCAGUAAUAAUGAUGGGUCUUGUGAUAGGAAUGUUUCUUGUUUGCUAUGGGAUGUAUCUGCGUUGCAGUUUUACAAUACUAUUCCACACCACCUCAUGUAAAAAUGAAAACUACAAAAUUCCUUUCUUGGUUUUAAACUCAGCCAUUAACCCUCUGGUUUAUGCCUUUUUCAAAAGAGACAUAAAGAAAGCGUUUAAAAGACUUCUUGGACCUGUGUUUUAA